Malania oleifera is the source of this 1295-nucleotide messenger RNA. RefSeq lists its product as uncharacterized. The record is from RefSeq and is a predicted model, not a curated record. NCBI's taxonomy places the organism in Eukaryota, Viridiplantae, Streptophyta, Magnoliopsida, Santalales, Ximeniaceae. The transcript has 9 exons. Bases 185 to 997 code for a protein of 270 amino acids.
AUAAUUUUAUUUAAUCUUAAUGACUUACUUUAGUUAUAUUUUUACGAAGCUCUUAUCUCGUCCUUCUAAAGCACAUUUCCUACUCCGCCACUGCAAGUCUCUAGCUGCAAUUUCGUUAAGCAAACACAAACGAUUUCGGAAUUCCUUCGGUUGAGAAUUGGGGAUUCAGCUCCGGAAGCUUGCUAUGAGUUUGGAGAGAAUGCAGGGAAGCUGCAUCGCAAUCCGCGCUCUGUCAUCAUCUUCCUCCAUCUCCGGAUGCUCAUCUCACGCCUCUGCUUCUUCAGAUGAUGCAACUUGUGGAACCCCUGCAUGGAUUGGUAAAGGUCUAACUUGUGUCUGCUUCAAGCGAAAGGGAACUUAUGAAAGAAUCUGUGUCAACCUCACACCCCUACAGGAAGAGAGACUGAAAAGGUUGAAACAUCGAAUGAAGGUCUAUUUCGAUGCUGCUAGGCCAGAUCACCAGGAUGCUCUAAGAGCUUUAUGGUCAGCUACAUACCCUGAAAAGGAGCUCCAUGGUUUGGUAUCUGAUCAAUGGAAAGAUAUGGGAUGGCAAGGAAAAGAUCCAUCAACCGAUUUUAGAGGAGCUGGAUUCAUUUCUUUGGAGAAUCUGUUGUUCUUCGCAAAGACAUUUUCUACAUCUUUUCAGCGCCUGCUAACGAAGCAGGGAGGGAAGCGGGCUGCCUGGGAAUACCCCUUUGCUGUUGCUGGUGUAAAUAUCACAUUCAUGAUCAUGCAAAUGCUUGAUCUAGAUGCCUCUAAGCCUCGGACUUUUGUCAGGGCAGUGUUCUUGCAGAUGUUGUCAGAGAACGAGUGGGCAUUCGACCUGCUUUAUUGUGUGGCUUUUGUGGUUAUGGACAAACAAUGGCUAGAGAAAAAUGCAACAUACAUGGAAUUCAAUGACGUCUUAAAAUCCACUCGAGCGCAGCUGGAAAAGGAGCUGCUAAUGGAUGAUGUUCUAAGAAUUGAAGACAUGCCUUCUUAUUGCCUUCUCUGCUAAUGAUAUUUGACCUGAAUGUGCUGCAGGAAUUGUGAUACUGGUCUGAUCCAUUCAAGAUCUAGACAAGCAUUGUUUAAUCCUUCCCGGCGACUCUAAUUAUCUUGAUACCCCAGCAGCUUCCCUUUGUAUGAUCUUAAUCGCUCUAAUCAAGCCCCAUGACUCUUCUGUAAUGUAUUUUUCUGAUUUAAGAUUGGACCUGGUGGGCAGAAGUUGGAAAUGGAUGAAUUAUGAUCACAGCAAUGUGUAAUUUCUACGAUGACAGUAAUGUCUAAUUUCUAUCUUUUCCAGUUUUUGGAAU